AUGCCCGCGUCCGGCGCGGAUAUUUUCCGCCCCCGGCCCCUCUCCCAGUGGUCGGCGGGCGGUCAGGACAUUUCGACACGUGGCGUGCGGCCAUUCGCCGUUUCCUACCUCCCCGCAUUGAACGCCAACGCCCCACUCACCCUCAUAGCCCGGACCGCGCGUCGAUCACGACAGCUCUGCCGGAAUUCACGGAACCCCGAGCGGCUUCUAUUCGUCGCCUCCGCGGAUCGCGCGCGCUCGAAUGGGGGGGCGCAUAGAGGGGAGGACUGGGGGAGGGGGAGCGGAAGGUGGGUUGGCGGAAGGUGGGGGAGCGGGAGGUGGGAUGGGGGGGGCGACUGGGGGCGGAACCAGUCUUCCCCGCGCUCGGCUGGAGGGGCACGGGGGGGGGACGACUGGGGGAGGGGGACGGCGGCGGAGGGGCGGAACUGGGCGAGGGGACGGUGGGGAGGCGCCGAUGAUUGGGGAAGCGGAAGGACGGGAGGGGGAGGGGGAAGGGGAGGCGAGAGGGGGAGAAACAGCAGGGCGGAAUGGGAGAGGGGAGGGCCUUGGCGGGCGAACUGGGGGGACCAAUCAGAAAGCAGAAGAAACGAGGGCGGCAGGGAGGAGGGCAGCGGGAACUGGGGUGGAAGGGGCGAGGGCAGUGGUAGCAAUGCAGGUGGUGGGGUUGCAGGUGGGGGGGACCACUAUGUGACCUUGGGAGUGUCGCGGCGCGCCAGCAAGCAGGAGAUAAAAACGGCCUUCAGACGGCUGGCACGCAAGUGUCAUCCUGACGUGGCACGUCACCACCAGUCCACCCAGGCGUUCCGAGCCAUUCUGGCUGCUUAUGAGGUACUAUCUGAUGAGCAGCAGCGGCAGCGCUACAACUUCACCCUGCCACCACCUCCAGCCGCUGCAGCAGCUGACGCCAGGCCCUUCUGGAACCAAAACAGACGUCCCUCCGCCGCUGCUGCUGCAGCCACUGCAGCAUCGGCAGCAGCAGCAGCAGCAGCAGCAGCAUCACCUUCUUACUCCUCUGCCACACCCCCGGAUGAUACGGGCGACUGGUGGGACGGCGGCGUUGGUGGCGGUGGUGGUGUGGCUGGGAGGGCAGGUGGCGGCUCAGCUCUCGAUUUCUCCUCUCGUGUUGGCUCUCCUCGCUUCCAGGUUGACCCCUCUCUGGGACCAAAGCUGAUUCCUACGGCCCCUCGAAUGUGCACCGUUGGUGAAGGUGGUGGUGUGGCUGGGAUGGCAGGCUGUGGCGCAGCUGUCGAUUUCACUGCUCGUGCUGGCCCUGCUGGCGUCAAGGUUGACUCCCCUCUCUGA
Molecule: messenger RNA, 1302 nt
Organism: Closterium sp. NIES-65
Lineage: Eukaryota; Viridiplantae; Streptophyta; Zygnematophyceae; Desmidiales; Closteriaceae
Source: the annotation of a GenBank genome assembly